CAUCUUUCUGUGAAAACAACAACAGAUGGAGGAAGGCCCGAGUCCUCGGCCCGCCAUCUUCUCCCUGUGCAACAUGCAUGUUAAGGCACGCUAAAUUAAUCCCUGAUAACAAAGCUACAAGGAUGGAGGCAUUGAAAUCGAUGUAUUGCACUGUCAAACCAAGCUGUCAAAAGUUUUAGAGAAAAAAAGUUACAGCUCUAUGAAACAUCUUGUCUGCUGUUUAAAAAUUCAGUAUUUUGUUUUUGUAGUGGUGUGGCCAUCAGGACGUUAGCUUGAGCUUUAUUUCAUUUUGUCACUGACGUAGUUUUAGUUUCAUUAUUAUUACGUAACGUUACUGUUGCUACAUUGUGAUUUUUUUUGUUUUGCCGUCGUUAAACACCGUUUUAUGUUGACAUUUCGGGUGUUUUCUGAUGGUGACAUGUAGGAAUAAAAGCCUUACAGCAUCCACCCAUCACCACUGUAACCAGUCACACAGCACAAAGCCAUCUUCUUAAGAUAAAUCAUGUAAUUGGGAGUUUCAAACUGCCACAAAGCAAGACAAAUAUCAGUUUACGUUUAAAGAUGAUUUAAAUUAUGGAAUGUAUUCAUAUAACUCAUGGACAUAACCCAUAACAGGAUCAGACUUAGUGCUGUCAUUUAAAUGCAGUGGUGCUCAGAGCCAGCGCCAGCCCGCCGGCCUCCAUAACCGUCAGAAACCCUUCAGCACGAUGGAGUUCCCGUGGCACAGCGGGAAGGUUCUGGAGCAGCUUAACCGCCAGCGCAAGCAGGGCCUGCUGUGUGACUGCACAUUCGUUGUAGACGGGGUUGACUUCAAGGCCCACAAAGCUGUGCUGGCGGCCUGCAGUGUCUACUUCCGCACCCUCUUCCUGGACCAGAAAGAUGUGGUGCAUCUGGACAUCAGCAAUGCAGCAGGUUUGGGUCAGGUCCUGGAGUUUAUGUACACAGCCAAGCUGAGUUUAAGUCCUCAGAACGUAGAAGACGUGCUGACUGUUGCUAACUUUCUGCAAAUGCAAGAGAUUGUAAAUGCUUGCUCUGCGUACCAGUCGAUGGCAAAUCCAGCUCCGUCCCUCAUAACACUGGAUUUCGCUGUUGAAGAAAAAACAGGUGAAGGAGAGCAGAGGGAGGAACUGGAGAGUGACCUGGCAGAGGUGGCGUUACAAGCGGAGGAGAGUCCUACUAGCAUCCCCGCAGAGGAUAACGAGCCCACAGAAAAUAAGAACAAUUUGAAGGAAGACAGGGAAGACGUGUCUACUGAAACACAACAGACGGCUUCUCAGCCUAACCCCUCCAGAAACUACUCAGGCCGAGGACGACCCCCCAAAACCACACCCGUCUCUGCUCAAAAGAAGAUAUCUGUAAAGAAGGAGGAGGGAAGCGCAACACAAGAUGCACCUGAAUAUCAGGACGACCCCUCUGACGCUGACUACAUGCCCAAAUCGCCUCUCAAAUCUGCUGGCAGCUCAUCCUACAUGAGCUCUCGGGGGAGAAGAAUCAGAAAACCUCCUCGACGAAACUUCCCACCUGACAAUGACUCUGAAGACGAGGGCACAUCGAAGAUAAAAUCUAAGAAGAAGGCAGCGGAGGCGGCAGAGGUGGCCAGAGGAGAAGAGGACGACCCCGGGGAGCUCGGCGACGGGGAGGCUGAUGAUGAAGAGGCGGCUGCGGAAGAAGACGGCGAGGGCAGCCAGCAGGGGGAAAGUGUCGAUUCCAGCAGUGAGAGAGACGGGAGACAAACUCAGUCGGCUUGUAUGAGCAGCCGAUCCGAGUCGAAGCCUUACAGCUCUGUGACACACAAAUGUGAGGACUGCGGGAAGAAAUUCACCCACACUGGUAAUUUCAAGAGACACAUGCGUAUUCACACAGGAGAGAAGCCGUUCACAUGUCGGGACUGCAACAAGGCUUUUUCUGACCCCGCAGCCUGUAAAGCCCACGAGAAAACACACAGCCCCCUGAAGCCGUACUGCUGCUCUACCUGUGGGAAGAGCUAUCGCCAGAUCAGCCUGCUCAACCUGCACCGCAAGCGCCACACAGGCGAAGCACGGUACAGCUGUGAGGUGUGCGGCAAGCUCUUCACCACAUCUGGCAACCUGAAACGGCACCAGCUGGUGCAUAGCGGCGAGAAGCCGUACCACUGCGACUACUGUGAGAAGGCCUUCUCUGACCCCACUGCCAAAAUGCGACAUUUAGAGACACACGACACGGAGAAGGGCAACAAGUGUCCACACUGCGACAAACGCUUCAACCAGAUAGGAAAUCUGAAGGCUCACUUAAAAAUCCACAUCACAGACGGGCCUCUCAAGUGCAGGGAAUGUGGCAAACAGUUUACCACUUCAGGAAAUCUGAAGAGACACCUGCGGGUUCACAGUGGGGAGAAACCGUACAUCUGCGUGCACUGUCAGAGAGCUUUCAGUGACCCUGGAGCUCUGCAACGGCAUGAACGCAUCCACACAGGAGAAAAGCCUUGUGUCUGUCUAACCUGUGGCAAGGCCUUCACCCAGGCCAGCUCCCUCAUCGCUCACGUCCGCCAGCAUACCGGAGAGAAACCCUAUGUGUGUGAUCGCUGCGGUAAAAGGUUUGUGCAGUCCAGUCAGCUGGCUAAUCACAUUCGACAUCACGACAACGUCCGCCCACACAAGUGUCAGAUGUGCAACAAGGCAUUUGUCAAUGUGGGAGAUCUGUCAAAGCACAUCAUCAUUCACACAGGGGAGAAACCUUUCCUGUGUGAUAAAUGUGGCCGAGGGUUCAACCGGGUGGACAAUCUGCGCUCCCACGUCAAGACCGUCCACCACGGCAAGGCCGGCAUGAAGCGGCUGGUGGUAGCCGGAGGCAGCGCAGACGAGGGGGCUGAUGGGUGUGCCGGGGCAUCCACCUCUGACAGCGAGAUCAACAUAGUUACCGUCACCACAGAGGACAUCGUCACCCUGGCAACAGAGGCCCUGGCAGCCAGUGCUGUAGCUCAGCUGACAGUAGUGCCAGUGGCUGCUUCAGUGUCUGCAGACGAGACUGAGGCUUUGAAAGCUGAAAUCACCAAGGCAGUAGAGAAAGUGCAGGAAGCAGACCCCAACACCCAGAUCCUCUACGCUUGUGAUUCAUGUGGCGAUAAAUUCUUGGACGCCAGUUCCCUAGCUCAGCAUGUACGCAUCCACACAGCUCAGGCGUUGGUCAUGUUUCAGGCAGAUUCAGACUUCUAUCAGUACACCACAGCUACUACUGCCGAGGGGGAUACUGCCACAACGUGGCAACCCACAGCUGAACAAGUCAUCCAGGAAGGGGAGCUCAUUUUCCGUACCCAGGAUGGAGAGGGAGAAGCAGAAGGAGGGAUGAUGGGGGAGACACAAGAACAAGGGGAAGGGGAAGGAGGAGGGGUGAUUCAUGAGAAGGAGAGAGUGGAUGGAGAUGUGGAAAGCAACAGUGAGCUCCAGACAGAGGAAAAAGAUGAAGCUGCAGCAGAGGUAGAGGAAGAAAAAGAAGAGGAGAUGGAGUGUGAGAGUCAGGCGUAGUGGGGCACACUUUUGAAGGGCAAAUGAAAUAUUGUUUGUAAUAGAAAUCUAAUUUAAACAGGAGGAGGAAGUGCAAGAAAUAAACUGAGGUAAUGAGCCUCAGCAUCCCAUGAUGUUAAAAAUAAAUCUUUCUGGAUUCAUAACAUGCAGCACUUUUUAAACAAUGUUAUCUUAAUCUUAGGAUUUCUGGUCAUUAAUAACGUUUUUCACAGUCCUAAUCCAGCAAACAAAGUGAGAUCCAGUGAUUUAUAUUGUUGCAAAUCCUUUCAGAGAUGGUUAUACUACUUUGCAUAGUUUCUUUAUUUUUAGACUGAAAUGCAGGACUGUGCAUUGUCCUUUGUAUAAAACAUGUAGAUCCCAAUUCUGUCUCACCUAAAAUAACUUAAAGACUUGUCUGUUAUUUUUCCAUUUCACUCUGAUAAGAUGUAUACAUUUUCCUUGAACAGUCCAAAUAUUUUACUGUGCUUAGUUGAAGUAUUUUCAUGGAAAGCACAUACAGAGAUUAUUUACAUGAACAUGUAUAUGGGUACUAAAGAUUUAAGAGUGGGGGUAGAUUAUCACCUCCUCAUUUUUCCAGAUGUGGGAUGUCAUGUGUUCUUGCUCUGGCAAAUAUUGUAAAUGCUGUGUAUGUAUAUUUGUAUAUUUGUUAUGUAUCCUCUAAAAAAAAGUCUUAACACCUCUGUUAAAAGCUAAAAGUAAAUAUAGAUGGUGAUGACAAACUGGUUAACAAUUCUAAGUUUCACAUUGAUACCAUGACAGCUUUUAUUCUUGUAUUGCAGUGAACUUGUCACCUCGGAAAUUAUGAUGCAAUGUGAUGACAGUUCCAUGUCACCAAUAUUUUAUGUCAUUGUUUUGUCUCCUUAAAUUAACACCUGCAAGAUGCUUAGAUAUGCUUAGAUAUCACUAACAUUGCUCGGACCUGCUGGCAGCCAUCAUCAGAUCAAUAAAGAAUCAUCACACAGUCUGA
This is a messenger RNA of Thunnus maccoyii (southern bluefin tuna), 4467 nucleotides long. It is a transcript of the gene zbtb17, whose product is annotated as zinc finger and BTB domain containing 17. Gene Ontology annotation, cellular component: nucleus. Gene Ontology annotation, molecular function: DNA-binding transcription factor activity, RNA polymerase II-specific; RNA polymerase II transcription regulatory region sequence-specific DNA binding; protein binding. Lineage: Eukaryota; Metazoa; Chordata; Actinopteri; Scombriformes; Scombridae. Bases 708 to 3500 code for a protein of 930 amino acids. Gene Ontology annotation, biological process: regulation of transcription by RNA polymerase II. The record is from RefSeq and is a predicted model, not a curated record. The transcript has 15 exons.